This is a messenger RNA of Trifolium pratense (red clover), 1966 nucleotides long. RefSeq lists its product as uncharacterized. Bases 37 to 915 code for a protein of 292 amino acids. Lineage: Eukaryota; Viridiplantae; Streptophyta; Magnoliopsida; Fabales; Fabaceae. The transcript has 6 exons. The record is from RefSeq and is a predicted model, not a curated record.
AUAAAAAAAAAUGAACAUUUGAUUGCAUUUUGGGGUAUGCGAGAUAAAUUGUGCAUUUUGAGUGAUUUAGAGGCUAUGGCUGAUUCUGUUAGACAAAGGAGAAUGAGCGUAACAAACUCCGACGGAGAAAAUCUGGUCGGCAUAUUACACGAUGCGUCUUCCACUUCACUUGUUAUCGUCUGCCAUGGUUUUCAAUCUUCCAAGGAAAGGAUCCCCAUGGUAAACCUUGCUGCUGCUCUGGAAAAAGAUGGGAUCAAUGCCUUCCGAUUUGACUUUGCCGGAAAUGGGGAAAGUGAAGGUUCAUUUCAGUAUGGUAACUACUACAGAGAAGUUGAAGACCUACGAGCUAUAGUCCAACACUUCCGUGAGAAGAAAUAUGUAAUUAUUGCAAUUGUUGGUCAUAGUAAAGGGGGUAACGUGGUUUUGUUAUAUGCUUCAAAAUAUAAGGAUAUUGAUACUGUUGUCAAUAUCUCUGGCCGGUUUAACCUAGCAAGAGGUAUGGAGAGUCGCCUGGGUGAAAAUUUUAUACAAAAGAUCAAACAAGAUGGAUUUAUAGAUGUUAAAAACAAAAAAGGGAAGAUUAUGUUCCGUGUUACUGAAGAAAGUUUAAUGGACCGUCUAAAUACUAUAACCCAUCUUGCCUGCUUAUCCAUCCCUGAAAAUUGCAGGGUGUUGACAGUUCACGGAUCCAUGGAUGAAACUGUACCUGCAGAAGAUGCUUUAGAGUUUUCUAAGUUCAUCUUAAAUCAUGAAUUGUGCAUCAUAGAAGGGGCUGAUCAUGAAUACACUUAUCAUCAAGAUGAAUUGACCAGCUUAGUUUUGGAAUUUAUCAAGGUUCAUAAUGAUAAGGAAAACAAUACAUCUAAGCAGACACGAUUUGGAAGAGUAGAUAAACCUAUCCAUUCACGAUUCUAGUCCUUGCAGAAUAUGUGGAUCCAGUCCCUCGUUUUAAUAUAUCAUUCUACAAAUAAAGAUGGACAGUACUAACCAGGCAGCCAAUAAUUUUUAGCUGUCGCAAGUCAAAGAAAAUUGACCAAUAUUGCCCAAGUUUCUCAUUAUUGGACCUCAACAAUUGCACGUCUGACAAGUACUACUGCAUCAUUAUUGCCAGGUUAUCUAUCUGACAUUAAACUCUUAUUGUUGCUGUUAAAGAGUUUAUGCUCUUGCAUUUACUGUCAGUUUUGAUAUCAUGAAUGUCAACACCGCUCAUCUGGUAGAUAGAACAUAUAAAAGAGUGAAAGUGAUUUAUAUGCAUUCACUGUUGAUUUAUCUCGUGAGUUUGAACUUCGAACGCCACUCGCCUGGUAAAUAGAACAUAUGUUGAUUGAAUUGUUGUUAUCAUAAGUGAGCAGUCACAGUCACAGCCAAUGUGUAAUUGAAUGGCAACUACCAGAAGUCCAUAACAAUUAAUCUCAGAGACAGGGACAGAGCAAGAAGUCUAAGUCAAGUUAGGCCCAAGACAGUGUUAUCUAUGAGACUUGACCAGAAAAAAUUAGGACACUUACUUUAGUAUGACAAACAUGUUGCUAAAAGCAGGAAGGGGGCACAUAAUAUUUUUAUCCUACAUACUGAAAACUGGAGGGGCACACAGUACUAUGUUAUUGCAUUAUCAAAGUGAAGUUUUUAGGGGGGGUCAUGGUGUGCUUCCCCUUAGAUUGGCCCCUGCUUGCUUGGAAGCUGACUGUUAUUACAGAGUUGAUAGGACAGACUACCUACUACAAUACUUCUUUUACAGAUUUACUUUUGGCCACAACAUUUUGCACACUUCAUUCAGAAAUGGAAAUUAAUGUUCAAUGAUAAUCAUGAGUCACACACUACAUGUUGAGCUCAAUUUUGUUUUGAAGCUCAAUGUGAUAUCAUGGCCAUACACUUCAUACAGAAACAAACGUGAUUUGUCUUGUUUGCAUUAUAUGACUCCUCACUUUUCGUGGCUAUAUUAAAGAUAUGAUUUGUUGUUGAGUAUGAA